AUGGCUACAAGCGCGCAAAGCCCUACGUCGCAAGCGGCGAGCACCCCGAAUGCCGACAUGCACGAUUUGCCUCCGCCUGCGCCGACAGUAAAGAAAGGGAAGGCCAAGAAGGACAAACAACUCAGUGCAGAAGAGAACGCCAAAUUAGUCCAGGCACGCUUGUCUCAACUGGAGCAAGAAAAAGCCGGAGAAAAGACACAACAAGCUGAAGUCGACCGUGAAGUGAAGAAGGCCACUCGUGACCUGAAUGAGUUGAUCAACAGUGUCGAAGGCCCUCUCAGCCGUCUUGACCUGGUGCAAAAGAAAUAUGAAGAGCUAUUGGGCGAUAUGAAGAAGCUGGAGCGUGACUAUGCUAAGAAUAAGAAACGUGCCGACCAGUUGCAAAAGGAGCAAGAGAAGUCCAAGUCCGAGCACAACAAGACAGCCACGAUGAAAGACAAACUGGAGAAGUUGUGCCGUGAGCUGACCAAAGAGAACAAGAAGCUCAAGGAUGAGAACAAGAGACUGGAGGAAAAUGAAAGGCAGGCACGGGAGACAAUCAACGAACGCCUGGAUCAGAUGCUGUACGAUGUGCAAGAGGUGAUGAACAGCAGGACUACGACGCAUUCCGAGAACCUCCACCUUGAAUUGGACGAAUUAUUCAAGACACGAUGCAAGGUCCUGGCCGAUCAGGCCGAGCUUCGGGAAAUGCAUUUUAAGGCCAUCCUCCGCCAUAAAGACGCCGAGAUUGCCCAUCUUCAAGCAAAAUACGAGGUGGAACGGCGUCGAGCCGAAGCCGAGGCCGCACGUUGUCGUACGCUCACUAACCAAGUGUCGACCUUUUCCCAUACCGAAGCCGAGCUACGCAGUCAGCUCAACAUCUACGUGGAGAAAUUCAAACAGGUGGAGGAUACUCUCAACAAUAGCAACGAGCUAUUCCUUACUUUCCGCAAAGAGAUGGAGGAGAUGUCGAAGAAGACGAAGAGACUGGAAAAGGAAAACCUUACCCUGACGCGAAAGCACGACCAGACCAAUCGAAACAUUCUCGAAAUGGCCGAAGAACGCACUAGGGACAAAGAGGAUCUGGAACGACUUCGAAAGCAAGAACAACAAAUGCGGAACAUCAUCAAGACCAUGCAAGAGCAAGGUCGUGGGGCCCCGAUCCAGCAAGAGCUUGUCGACGAAGAAGGGACAGAGAGUGAGUACGACGAAGAGUAUGAGGACGAAGAUGAGGAAGACGAGGAGAGUUAUGAAGGAGAAGAGGAGCUGGCGGCACAAAUCGCAAAUGCGAAGCCUGUAUUCGGACCAGAGCCGCCUCCAGAAAUGGUCAAGGCCAACGGUCAACGGGCUGCUGCUGUCGUUAAUGGCGUCAAGCAUUGA
Molecule: messenger RNA, 1359 nt
Organism: Exophiala dermatitidis NIH/UT8656
Lineage: Eukaryota; Fungi; Ascomycota; Eurotiomycetes; Chaetothyriales; Herpotrichiellaceae
Exons: 3
Coding region: 1-1359 (452 amino acids)
Molecular function (GO): syntaxin binding
Source: RefSeq, a predicted model, not a curated record